This is a messenger RNA of Misgurnus anguillicaudatus (oriental weatherfish), 2135 nucleotides long. RefSeq names its product atypical chemokine receptor 3b (gene ackr3b). Gene Ontology annotation, biological process: G protein-coupled receptor signaling pathway; chemotaxis; angiogenesis. NCBI's taxonomy places the organism in Eukaryota, Metazoa, Chordata, Actinopteri, Cypriniformes, Cobitidae. Gene Ontology annotation, cellular component: membrane. The record is from RefSeq and is a predicted model, not a curated record. Gene Ontology annotation, molecular function: chemokine binding; G protein-coupled receptor activity; coreceptor activity.
AUGGAAAUCCGAUGUGUCGCACGUCCGCCGUUCACAUUGUUGUUGGACAGAAACCUGAGUGAUUCACUUUUCCGAUCGGCCUCAGGAGGCGUAACUCACAGCACUAUAUGAGCAAGUGCAGCCGAAGCGCAAAGGGACAAUCACACCAUCCUUCUCAGUGUGCGGAUAACCACAGUACUGUCACAUUCUCACAACCAUCGGGAGCUUUUUAAAAUAAAGGAGCACCAAAGGAUACCACAAGGAUUGUUGCCGCGGCAGUAUCCUAACAGUGGCAAUAACGAAGACAGGCAAGAUGAGUGUAAACGUGAACGACUUCAAUGACAUCUUGGACGCGCUGGGUGAUCUGAACUUCUCAUCCCUGGACGAUAACAUGUCCCACGUUGUGGGAGAGGUGUGUCACAGCGUCUUCAGCCAGAAAGCCUUGCUCUAUGCCCUUUCAGUUCUCUACAUCUUCCUCUUCAUCAUUGGCCUAGCCGCCAAUGCUCUGGUGGUGUGGGUGAACGUGCGAGCUGAGAGGAACCGUUACGAGACUCACUUGUAUAUCCUGAACCUGGCCAUUGCUGACCUCUGCGUGGUGGCCACUCUUCCAGUCUACAUUAGUUCUCUGCUUCAGCUCGGGCACUGGCCAUUUGGAGAUGCCAUGUGCAAAAUCACACACCUGAUCUUCAGCGUCAACCUCUUCAGCAGUAUCUUCUUCCUCACCUGUAUGAGUGUGGAUCGCUACCUCUCUGUGACUCUUUUUGGAGACAGUCCCAGCCAGAAGAAGAAAAGGACCAGGCAGCUAAUCUGUGUUGGCAUUUGGUUGCUGGCCCUGAUCGCUGCCCUGCCUGAAACGUACUUCCUCCAGGCUGUAAAGUCAAGCCAUUCAGACAGCAUUGUAUGUAAGCCUGUCUACCCAAUGGACAGUAUGAAGGAAUGGACGGUGGGCAUCCAAAUGAGCUUCAUCAUGUUAGGCUUUGCCAUCCCAGUUCCUGUCAUCGCAGUGUUUUAUGUCCUUUUGGCUGGUACCAUUCAACCAUCGGCUGACCAUGAACGGCGAAUCAGUCGUCGCCUCAUUUUUACCUACAUUGUGGUGUUCGUAGUGUGUUGGCUGCCUUACCAUGGAGCACUGCUGCUUGAUACGUUAGCCCUCCUCAACAUUCUGCCCUUCAACUGCACAUUGGAGAACGUCCUCUAUGCUGCCCUAAAUCUUACCCAGUGGUUCUCCCUCCUUCACUGUUGCGUGAACCCCAUCAUCUACAACUUCAUCAACAAGAACUAUCGCUAUGACCUCAUGAAAGCAUUCAUCUUCAAGUACUCAACCAAAACUGGCCUCGCUAGGCUUAUCGAUGCCUCACAUGUGUCUGAGACAGAAUACUCUGCUGUUGCUGUAGAGAGCCAAGGUCCAUUAUGAAAAUUUCACAGUGGUGUUGAUCAACACCAAACUGCCAUUAAAAGAUAUUAACGGGGAACAGUGAUGAAGAGAUAAUACUCUCUGUCUUGUUAUUGAGACACAAAAGUAUAUGUUUUGUAAAAUAGCAAAACAGGAAACUUUAUGUACAUACAGUUUAUGCUCCUUUAUACACAAAGGAAUGUUUAUAUCUUUUGUACAUUUUUACGACCUUUAUAGAUGUUUUGAGAAAGCACUUGUACCGACUUGAUUUGUAAGUAAAGUAUCCUUGUUAACUGCAUGUAGCUAGGGGUAUAUGUGUCAGUGAAUUUGGUGGAAAGGUCUCUUCCUUUUCCAAAGCCAAAAUGAGCCACAGAGAGACUCUCCACUUAUCUGUGUUUUUUAUCCAUCAGCCAGCAAGGCUCCAGCAUGUUACUAGACUAAAGGUCACGGUUUCAUACACUUUAAUGUUCAACUAUGACUAUGGCAAAAGGAAGUGAAAUAUGGAAACCCAAACAAUUGUGGAGAGAAACAUAGGUCCAAAUAAAGAUUAGAUUUAGCUAAUUGAUGCAGUAUACUUGUUGUGGAAAAUAAUACACUUUUAUGCAUACAAGUGCAUUUCAGCAACAAUGUUAGGAGCAUUUGUACAUGAUUUGUAAAUAAUAUGAUAUUUAUAUACUCAUGAGUGUGUAUGUUCAGUAUUUUGAAGUAUUUUCUGACAUUUAAAAUAUACAUUAUUGAAAUAAAAGAUGUAUCGUUCUUGCAA